AGAGUCUUCCCAGGUCCUGACGCAGAGACUCGUUUCCGGUCCCAGGUGGGCGGCGGCUUGGCUGUCCGUGCGCUCCGGAGCGGUGUUCCGGGAGCACCGUCCUCCCGGGCACCAGUGCCUGGAGCUCGUGCUGGGGCCGCGCCGAGAAAGAACCGAUCUGGGCGCGAGGCAGGUGCGGGGCCAUGAACGGGACCGCGAACCCGCUGCUGGAUCGCGAGGAGCAUUGCCUGCGGCUCGGGGAGAGCUUCGAAAAGCGGCCACGGGCCUCCUUCCACACCAUCCGCUAUGAUUUUAAACCAGCAUCUAUAGACACGUCCUGUGAAGGAGAGCUUCAGGUUGGCAAAGGAGAUGAAGUCACAAUUACAUUGCCACAUAUUCCUGGAUCCACACCACCAAUGACUGUGUUCAAGGGGAACAAACGGCCUUAUCAGAAAGACUGUGUACUUAUUAUUAAUCAUGACACUGGUGAAUAUGUGCUGGAAAAACUCAGUAGCAGCAUUCAGGUCAAGAAAACAAGAGCUGAGGGGAGCAGUAAAAUCCAGGCCCGAAUGGAACAGCAGCCCUCUCGUCCCCCACAGCCAUCACAGCCACCACAGCCACCACCACCACCACCACCACCACCACCUCCGCCGCCACCCAUGUCUUUCAGAGCACCAACCAAGCCUCCAGUUGGACCCAAAACUUCUCCCUUGAAGGAUAACCCCUCACCUGAACCUCAGCUGGAUGACAUCAAAAGAGAGCUGAGGGCUGAGGUCGACAUCAUUGAGCAGAUGAGCAGCAGCAGUGGCAGCAGCUCCUCAGACUCUGAGAGCUCCUCAGGAAGUGAUGACGACAGCUCCAGUAGCGGAGGCGAGGACAAUGGCCCAGCCUCUCCUCCCCAGCCUUCCCACCAACAGCCGUACAACAGCAGGCCUGCUGUCGCCAAUGGAACCAGCCGGCCACAAGGAAGCAACCAGCUCAUGAACACCCUCAGAAAUGACUUGCAGUUGAGCGAGUCUGGCAGUGACAGUGAUGACUAGCACCGGAUCUUUCAAAAUCUACUUUCUGGUGCACGAACCUGCUGCAAGACCGGGCUGCUUUUGCAUGGAGUCCGUUGCCAGGAGGAACAUGUCGUGGAUCAGUGCCUGUAGUAGGAGUUGGAGGUUCUGGCGCUCUCGGAUAUUCAAGUCUUUAACUUAGUGGUGAUGGGUGAUUUUCUCAUGUAAUUUUUGAACAAUCUCUUAUUUCAAAGUUUAAGUAGAUCUAUAGAAGAACUAACAGGAUUAUAUUUCUAUUUGGUUAACAUUGUUAAUGAAAAACAGACAGAUGUGCCCUGGCCUGGGUUACUCAAAGGCACUGUCUUCACCAGGCCAGUGAAUUGGUUUUAACCCUCCAUAGCCAUCCGUUCGGCCUAGUGGUCUGCAUCAGUGAAAUGAAACAAUCUGGAGGAGCAGGAGGAAGGGAAACCUCAAACUGCAUCAUAGAAACAUGCAUAGAAAUAUGGCAAAACCACUUUAAAUUGUUGAUACUAAGUGGUAAGGAAGCUUGUCUGACCCAGCCUGACAAGCCCAUGUAGAAGUGGACUUGAGUGGAGUCCUCGGGUGUCAGCUGGGCGGGGAACCUUGAGAUCUGGCAGCACAGUCCCCUCAUUUACAGGCUAGGAAAGGAAAGCACACAGCUGGCCAGGGCCAGUGUCCAGGCCCAGUCCAGGGUUUUUCUCACUGCUCCCUCCCUGAAUUUCACUUAGUGGAAUCAAGAGAUGCUUACACGUGGAACUUUUAGAUGUACAUUGGCACUUUUAUUGGAUUCCAAAAGACAAAAGCACUGGGUAUUUCUAGCUUGAAUUCAGAUCCAGACAGUCCUUAAACACUCGAGGCUGAGUGAGCAGAUCAAACCAGCAGCCGUGGUGCUGACACACGGAACUAGGUAGGAUCGAGGCUUUUCGUUCCGUGUGUUCCAUCUUAGGUGAUCUUCAUUCGGUGGUUUUUGACAGGGGUGGGGGGUAGGAGUGGAAGAGAGGCGUAGUGAAGAAACCUCUCCGAACACACAAACCAGCAGGAAGUUUUCAGAAACCAGAGCCUAGAUAGGAGUUCUGCAAUAUGGAAUGAGCACAUUCUUUGAUAAGGUUUUUCUGUUUAAUGCUUUUCUACCACUGUUUGUGCCUGACUUCCAGACUGACUUGUAUUUUUUAUAUAAAACCAGAAGAAAGUCACAAGAUUGCCUUUGACAGUGUGCAGUUUCCAAUUGAAUCUGUUGUUGCUGGAAACUGGUCGCUAGUAAAUGUUCCAUGUUGAGUGAAUGUGUGGUAAACCAUCUAGUGAUACGUUUGGAGGAACCCAUCUGUAUCGUCUUAGUGGCUGUGUCCUCAGAAGUUUCUGUCUGCUUUGUUUCAGUAGGCAUCAAGACAUUAAUGAUUUUCCUUCCUUGGGUUCCUCUACUCAGAUGACCUCUCCCUCCCUAGCUAGUGGAGGGACACAGUCUGAACCUAGAGAAGAAAGGGGUGGCCCAUGUGGGGGCUUUGGUCAGAGUUGUACCUUGUAGGUCAGUUAUUUCAUCCACAUAGUGACUCCAGGGAGCUGGGGGUGGGACAGGAGCUGUUCCCCAGCAGCAUGCCCGCACCAGGGUAGGAACUUAUCUAUAGUGAACUGAUAAUUGCUUUAUAAUUACUUGCAGAUGACAGCUCAGGGAAGGCUAAGGUCAGGAUUGGGAGACUUGAAUUGUUCCUGGAUGUGGGAAUUGUGUCACUGCUCUUAACUUGCUCAGACUGGGGCAGGUUCUAGGAACUUGAAUGAAGAAUAUCUAUUUAAGCCCCCCCUCCCCUGUUUUUUUCUCCAAAAGCCUUGAUUUCUGUAGUCAGAAAUGGUUUUUGGCAUGUUAGGUUGAUACUUGUUUCUAUAGGAAAUACUUGCAUGUGGCACUGGGCUUGGUGAGUGACGCUUUCUGAGCUUCACACACUCUCCUAUGUCAUCUGUCCACCCAGUACUGCAUGGGAAUUCUUCAGUGUGGCUCUGGGUUUUGUUCCCUGUGCAAAGCCUUCAGUGCUUCUGUUCUUCCAUUAUAUUCCCUACCCCGACCCAACUUUCCCCACCAGAAUAAGGAAUCUUUUCUUUUCUAGAAACGUAUUCUCACAGAUGAAUUCUCACAAAUAUCCUUCUGCUAGCCAAAUUGGAUUUUUUUCUUCUGUCUUUGUGCCUCCUCUCUCUCCUGCUCCUCGUCCUCACUCCAGACUCCACUUCUGAGGCUCUGUAGGUACCAUCUUCAUGGACUCUUCCUCUACUCAUUUCAUACCCCUGUGAAGUACCCUGUGUGCACAAACUGAGCUUUCUCUUGCUUGAACUCUGGUUGGUGUGAGCUCCUUAAAAUUAGGGACUGUCAUCACAGGCUAUUCUGGUGCGUAAGCCUGGUCGGGGAGGAGGCAGAGAAGGCUAAGCAGUAAAGCCCAGGAGAGAACGUUCCAGGCAUUUGGACUAAACUGACCAUACAGUGCCUGUGCUGAAGUCUCUUAACUGAAUUGUUAAGUUGCCUCUUAAUGCAGCGUCUCUGCUGUGGGUCAUUUAGGCAGGGUAGAAAGAUGAAGUCUGGAGUGUCUGAGGAGCCAUGGCAAGUCUUAGUAAAAACGUGAUUUGGGG
Molecule: messenger RNA, 3608 nt
Organism: Marmota flaviventris (yellow-bellied marmot)
Lineage: Eukaryota; Metazoa; Chordata; Mammalia; Rodentia; Sciuridae
Gene: Eaf1
Product: ELL associated factor 1
Biological process (GO): transcription elongation by RNA polymerase II
Cellular component (GO): super elongation complex
Molecular function (GO): transcription elongation factor activity
Source: RefSeq, a predicted model, not a curated record